Molecule: messenger RNA, 697 nt
Organism: Impatiens glandulifera
Lineage: Eukaryota; Viridiplantae; Streptophyta; Magnoliopsida; Ericales; Balsaminaceae
Exons: 2
Coding region: 2-583 (193 amino acids)
Source: RefSeq, a predicted model, not a curated record
UAUGUCUGAGAAAUCAUUUGAAGAUACUGUCAAACAUGCUCAAAAAUGUAGUUUCAAUAGGGAAACAUAUUGGCAUGAUGGUGUAGUCUUCAAUAUUAUUGGGGAAAUCAUUGGACUUGAUCAUUUUGAUGGUCAGUUCAUUGCCUUUGAUCAACUUCUUGAUGACAACAAGGCCAUUGCACGCAAAAGUGUGUUAUUUGCAUUUAAUUCAAAGGAGAAUUUGUUGGUCCCUUAUAAGGAGGCUUCUUCCCAUCGACUAAUUCCUACUCCGAUUCAUCAUGAAGACAAUCAUCAUCAUCCCCUUAAUGAAGGAAUGAACGAAUUUUAUGAGAAGGAAACUGAGGUGGAUUUGAGCGGUUUUUUUGUGGAUGAUUGGAAUCAUUUUCUAAGCAAUGAAAUAUCCAUGAUGAAUGUUAAUGCAGGUUCAAAUGGUAACAACACAUGUUACUCUACUGUGGUUAGAAAUUCCCAUAAAAGAUGGAAAUUGUUGUAUGGUGUGUCAAGGCUGAUAUUCAAGAGGAGAAAUGUUUCAGAAUUUCUUUAUGAAGCUCAUAAAAGGCAAAAGAUGAUGAUCAUAUGCUGAUAUUGGGGCCUCUUAUUCUCUUCAUUGUUUAUAAUUCAUUUUAUUGAUACUAUUUGUUUCAUACUUGAUAACCUUUUGUCUCUCUGAAAUGCUUGGAUUUAUCUGAUCAAACAC